Messenger RNA from Monoraphidium neglectum, 1551 nucleotides. RefSeq names its product Alpha-ketoglutarate permease. Bases 1 to 1551 code for a protein of 516 amino acids. Gene Ontology annotation, molecular function: transmembrane transporter activity. Gene Ontology annotation, cellular component: membrane. The record is from RefSeq and is a predicted model, not a curated record. NCBI's taxonomy places the organism in Eukaryota, Viridiplantae, Chlorophyta, Chlorophyceae, Sphaeropleales, Selenastraceae. The transcript has 10 exons. Gene Ontology annotation, biological process: transmembrane transport.
AUGAAGAGCCCGGACCCCGAGGAGCGCCUGUCGCCCCAGCAGUGGGGACAGGUCAUCACCAUUGCCGGCAUAGGCACAGUCCUUGAAUGGUUUGACUUCUACACCUACACCCAGCUCAAUGCCACCCUGGACAGAGUGUUUUUCCCAACCGACAAUGAGGCCAUCCAGGCCCUCGCGUUCUGGGGCGUCUACGCCGCCGGCUUUGUCGUCAGGCCCAUCGGCGCGCUCAUCUUUGGACACAUCGGCGACACAGCGGGACGCAACCGCUGCCUGGUGGUGUCUAUUCUGUUCAUGGCCUUCAGCACUGUGGCGAUAGGCGUCCUGCCCACCUACAGCACCGGCGUGUACAGGGCCGGCAUCGCAGCGCCCGUGCUGCUGGCGCUGCUACGCAUCUUGCAGGGCCUGGCGCUGGGCGGGGAGCACAGCAGCGCGAUGUGCUACAUCAGCGAGCUGGCGGACAAGGGGCAGCGCGGGCGCUUCACGGCCGUCCUGCAGUGGUGCGUCAACAUCGGGAUGAUCAUUGCCACGCUCAUGGCCAUGAUGCUGCAGAACACACUUUCGGAAGAUGCCAUGUUGAACUGGGGCUGGCGCGUCCCCUUCCUGUGCGCCGCCGCCACGGCCCUCCUGGGAGCUGCUCUCCGGCGCAACAUGCCGGAGCCGCACGCGUUUUUGGAGGCCGCACGCCUGCAGAAGAGGCUCGCGUCUGGCGGGGGCGUGGCGGCGGACGCGGCAGAGGACGGCGCGGGCGGGCAGCGGUGCGGGGCCUGCCAGGCUCCCCAGUCCUGCGGGGCUUGCCAGGUGGUGCGGCCCCCGACGGCGCCUGACCUGCUGGUGCAGGUGGCGGCCGGUUCAGAGGUGCAAUCAGAUUCGCUGUCUGAUGCCCCAGUGGAGGCCGUGCACGGCCAUGCUGCCGCGCGCACACCGAUUGUGCGCCUCAUGCGCACCAAUCUGGCAGGCGUCGGGCUGCACAUCUGCCACAUGAGCUGGGUGUCUGCCGCAUUCUACCUGACGUGCAGCUGGCUUGCCAAGGACUUGCGCACCUACGGCUAUCCCCUCAAGAUGACGCAGGGCAUCCUCAUUGUGUCGCUCAUCCCCAACGCCGUCGGCCUCUUCCUGGGUGGCCUGGCCCUGGACCGCGGCCUGCCCGCCCUCUACAGCAACAUGGCCCUCGUCACCGCCGCCACCGCCCUGGCCUUCCCCGUGUUUUACGGCGUGGGCAGGUCCCUGGCCGCGGCGUGGUGCCUGGUGCCGCUGUUCCAGCUGUUCGUUGGGGCGGUGCAGGUCCACAGCCUGCUGCCCUGCACGCGCAUCUACGAGCCCCUGUCGCGCACAACGGGAUUCUCCUUUGGCUACAACUGCGGCUACGGCAUCAUCGGGGGCCUGUCGCCCCUGCUGGUUGCGGCCAUCAAGACUGGCCUGCCCGGCCACGUACACCCCUUUGCGCCGGCGCUGUGGCUGCUGUUCCUGGCCGGCGUGUCGGUGCUGGGGGACGUGGGCCUGCGCCUGUACCAGCCGCGCCUGGGAAAGCCCUUUGUGGGCCACAUUGAGUGA